UAAUGGCGGAUGUCUCUCAGUCUCAUCCUCAGUGAAAUGUAUUAGUUUUUUUUAGUAAUGAAAAGAAGAAGAUAUUGCGAUUAGGUCUUUAAAUCUACUAUUGAAGUUUAAUUUAAGUGCUCUACUUCUUUAAAUAUGUUACGUCAAGAAAUCGGAUGUUUAAAGUGCCAUAGCAACUAUCUACCAACUCGCCCAUUUCCUUUGUGAUCUAGAUAUACUAUAGGAAGUGGUGGUAAUAUUUUUGGUGCAGAUGUAUUAAUUGUGUUACGUGAAAUAAAGGAUAUUUAAUUUUCUUCAAUAAUCUUUUUGAUAAAAUGUAUAAGGUGUAAUAAUAGAGAAUAUAAGUGCUUUAACCUCAAAUGCGGAAAUAGCCGCCCUGAUUUUGUUACCUUUUCUUCUGAAAUAAGAUUAUCCCUGUUAUUACAAUACAUACCAUUUUCAAACCUAUAUAUCAAAAUAUUAAAAAGUCAGUAAGCAGAGUGAUGAUGAAAUAAUAAUGGUCGAAAUAGGAGUACCUCAACAACAAUCAGCUGAGGAGAGCUUAGAAAAUGCAGAAUGGUUUUGGGGCGACAUCACCCGAGAUGAGGCAUAUGAAAAACUCAGGGAUACAUGUGAUGGUACAUUUCUAGUCAGAAAUGCUUCAAACAAAGACAGUGGAUACACAUUGACAGUCAGAAAGGGUGGAACAAAUAAAUUGAUCAAAAUAUACAAUCAAGAUGGCCGUUAUGGAUUUUGUGAACCCUAUGAAUUCACCUCAGUGGUGGCUUUGGUUGAAUUCUACAGAGAAUAUUCCCUGGGACAUUGCAAUAGCAGUUUGGAUAUUAAACUUAUGUACCCAUUAUCACGACUCCAAGAGAAUGAUGGAGGGGAAAAUGAUGAGAACUUGGAGAAUAGAUAUAAAGAAAUUCAUAAAGAAUAUGUGUUAAAGACAAGAAAUUUUGGUGAAAGAUCAUAUAAAUAUAUGAGGUUACGAGAAGAAUUAAAAUGUAAACGACAAGCUUUAGAUGCCUUUAGAGAGACAAUAAAAAAAUGUGAAGAACAUUUAAAAUUACAAGAGAAAAUGAUAUCUGAAGCCCAACCUCAUGAAAAAAGUGGUCUAACUGAGAAUUAUAAUGAGCUUAUAUGUCGAUUAAAUAGUUUGAAACAAGCUAAAAUGCAUCUGAAUAAUUUGUUAAAAGAAGCUAUUGAAUACAGUUUACUACUUGAAAGAGAAACCACUAAAUUAAAAUCUGAAGUUAUGACUUUGUACAGUUCAAAAGAACGAAACAAAGUAUGGUUGAAAAGGCGUGGUAAGACUGAUGAAUACCUGCAGGCCCUAGAGGAUGACAAAACUCAUAAGCUGGAGGAAUUAUACGCUCACCGUGAACCAAUCAGUUGGAAACUAGAUAACUAUACUCGUGAUAUGGCUGAAAAACUUCUUGAAGGGAAACCUCAGGGUACUUUCUUGAUUCGACCUAAUUCCACUGGUGAACUUGCUCUGUCGGUGUGUUGCAAUAACUUGGUGUACCACUGCAUUAUCUUUAAGACUAAACGAGGUUACGGUUUUUCAGAACCUUAUAAUAUUUAUAAAACUUUGAGUGAGCUUGUAUUACAUUAUGCAGUUAAUUCUUUAGAAGUACAUAAUGAAAGUUUGAAAACAACAUUAAAAUAUCCUGUGAAUGCUCAUUUGGUGAAAAAACCUGAAAAGAAACAACAGCAGUGAACGAUUUUAAACCUAUUGAAGAGGUAAGCUCGAUUGUGGCACUAAAUGACCGGUAAGGUAGUGUAUGUAGCUUUAUACUUUAUUAUUAAGAGUUUUUAUGAAAACACUUUAUUUGUCUUCUAUUCUGUGAAUAGAUCAGCAGUGCAAGUGGAUAUUGUGUUAUAAUUUUGGAUGAGUUGUGUGUAUGUAAUAACAUACAUAGAAGUGAAAAGAUUCACUUGUGCAAGGUUAUAUGUAUAAAUUAAUUUCUAAUUAUUAUAGUAGAUUUGACAUGAUGAAUAUUUGUGUUAUUUUAUUACAACUAGUUCAUCGUGUUUAACAAAUGUAAAUUCUAAACUUUAAUAUUCAUAUUAUCCUUUAAGUUAUUUAUUAUAAAUAUUGUUUAUUAAGGAACCAACUUCGUUAUACAUAAUGAGUAUACUCAAAAGGAUUGUAGAGUAUUUUCAAAAUUAUUUGUAAGACAAAUAAUCACGUCAUUGUCAUUAUAAAAGUAUCUGACAGUGCUGUAAAGUCAAUGCUGAGAGAAUCAAGUCAUGUAAACACUUUUUUUUUAUACUUUAUUACAUGUCUAUAUUUAGUUUUUAAUGAGAUAUUAAAUAUGCAUACGUUAAGUAGUUAAGUAAAUUAAUUAUUUAAAAUCAAACAGAAAUAUAUUUCACAUUACCACAGUUUUAGACAAUUGAUGUAAUUCUAAGCCCAUAUUAAUCAUCUUCAACCGCGUCGAAAGCGGCGAAAGAAACCAAUUUAAGAAUAAUUUCUAUGAAGGCAUAUAUAUGAGGGUCCACACAUCAGUACAAGCUGAAACGUCUGAACCCAAAUUUACCUGUCAUUCACUUGGCAGAUCUAAAGAUUUAUUUUCAUUCUCCUCCUGCGGGUGGGA
Messenger RNA from Diatraea saccharalis (sugarcane borer), 2582 nucleotides. The record is from the annotation of a GenBank genome assembly. Lineage: Eukaryota; Metazoa; Arthropoda; Insecta; Lepidoptera; Crambidae.